This is a messenger RNA of Nomascus leucogenys (northern white-cheeked gibbon), 2366 nucleotides long. Its product is annotated as cocaine esterase. Lineage: Eukaryota; Metazoa; Chordata; Mammalia; Primates; Hylobatidae. The record is from RefSeq and is a predicted model, not a curated record. Gene Ontology annotation, cellular component: intracellular membrane-bounded organelle. Gene Ontology annotation, molecular function: carboxylic ester hydrolase activity.
AUGAAGGGCGCCAUCACGCCUCCCUGCCUUUGCUCAAGCGGUUCCUUCACCCCGAUCAAGUUCUUUCCCAUUUCUCCAUCUGGGGGGAUCCUGAAUGUGCACCUCCUCAGAGAAGCCCUCCUGGGGUCUCCAAUUCUAGUUUAUUGCCCCCUCCUAUCGAUCCCCCAGCACGCUCAUCGGGCCUGUGGACAAGGACAGGUUUGAGGAGAGGAUUCCCUGGAUCGCGGAGGGGCUACAGAAGCCGCCCAGCCCCUUCCGAGGAUGCCAAAGGGGCCCGGGCAGAGGGGAAGUGGCCGUGCCCGGACCUGCCUGCCACUAGAUCCCCACCCACCUAUGACUGCUCAGUCCGGCUCUCCUGCCAGACCCACCUUUCCUUGGCCCAAGCUAGCGCACCCCGCCCACUCCCUGCCCAGUCCAAACUCCGAGGCUGGGCAAGGCACUUGAUCCACGGCUGGAACGACCUGGGGCAGCCUCUGGGUGAACAGCAGCGUGAUCGCCGGCAGCGAACCGAGACCAGCGAGCCGACCAUGCGGCUGCACCGACUUCGGGCGCGGCUGAGCGCGGUAGCCUGUGGGCUCCUGCUGCUUCUAGUCCACGGCCAGGGCCAGGACUCUGCCAGUCCCAUCCGGACCACACACACGGGGCAGGUGCUGGGGAGUCUUGUCCAUGUCAAGGGCGCCGAUGCCGGGGUCCAUACCUUCCUGGGAAUUCCCUUUGCCAAGCCACCUCUAGGUCCGCUGCGAUUUGCACCCCCUGAGCCCCCUGAAUCUUGGAGUGGUGUGAGGGAUGGAACUACCCAUCCGGCUGUGUGUCUACAGGACCUCACCAUAAUGGAAUCAGAGGUUCGGAACCAAGUCAAUGUGACCAUCCCUUCCAUCUCCAUGUCUGAGGACUGCCUGUACCUCAGCAUCUACACGCCAGCCUAUAGCCAUGAAGGCUCUAACCUGCCGGUGAUGGUGUGGAUCCACGGUGGUGGGCUUGUUUUUGGCAUGGCUUCCAUGUAUGAUGGUUCCAUGCUGGCCGCCUUGGAGGACGUGGUGGUGGUCACCAUCCAGUACCGCCUGGGUGUCCUAGGCUUCUUCAGCACUGGAGACAAACAUGCAACCGGCAACUGGGGCUACCUGGACCAAGUGGCCGCACUACGCUGGGUCCAGCAGAAUAUCGCCCACUUUGGAGGCAAUCCUGACCGUGUCACCAUUUUUGGCGAGUCUGCGGGUGGCACGAGCGUGUCUUCACUUGUUGUGUCCCCCAUAUCCCAAGGACUCUUCCAUGGGGCCAUCAUGGAGAGUGGCGUGGCCCUCCUGCCUGGCCUCAUUGCCAGCUCAGCUGAUGUCAUCUCCACGGUGGUGGCCAACCUGUCUGCCUGUGACCAAGUUGAUUCUGAGGCCCUGGUGGGCUGCCUGCGGGGCAAGAGUAAAGAGGACAUUCUUGCAAUUAACAAGCCUUUCCACAUGAUGAUCCCCGGAGUGGUGGAUGGGAUCUUCCUGCCCAGGCACCCCCAGGAGCUGCUGGCCUCUGCCGACUUUCUACCUGUUCCCAGCAUCAUUGGUGUCAACAACGAUGAAUUCGGCUGGGUCAUCCCCAAUGUCACAAGUAUUUAUGACACCCAGAAGGAAAUGGACAGAGAGGCCUCCCAGGCUGUUCUGCAGGAAAUGUUAAGGCUAAUGAUGUUGCCUCCUACAUUUGGUGACCUGCUGAUGGAGGAGUACAUUGGGGACAAUGGGGAUCCCCAGACCCUCCAAGCCCAGUUCCAGGAGAUGAUGGCGGACUCCAUGUUCGUGAUCCCUGCCCUCCAAGUAGCACAUUUUCAGUGUUCCCGGGCCCCUGUGUACUUCUACGAGUUCCAGCAUCAGCCGAGCUGGGUCAAGAACAUCAGGCCGCUGCAUGUGAAGGCAGACCAUGGUGAUGAACUUCCUUUUGUUUUUGGAACUUUGUUCUGGGGCAACUUCGUUAAAUUCACUGAGGAGGAGGAGCGGCUAAGCAGGAAGAUGAUGAAGUACUGGGCCAACUUUGCUCGAAACGGGAACCCCAAUGGCGAGGGUCUGCCACACUGGCCGCUGUUCGACCAGGAGGAGCAAUACCUGCAGCUGAACCUACAGCCUGUGGUGGGCCGGGCUCUGAAGGCCCACAGGCUCCAGUUCUGGAAGAAGGCGCUGUCCCAGAAGAUCCAGGAGCUCAAGGAACCUGAAGAGAGACACACAGAGCUGUAGCUCCCUGUGUUGGGGAGGAGGGGGUCGGCUCGCUUACAGGCCUUUCCCACUUUGAGGGAGGUGCUUUCAAGAAUGUUGCCCACACCUGAGUGUGAGAAGCCUAUGUCUGGUUCAUCCCUGAGAGGUCUGAAAGAAUAAAAAUAAAUUCUAAAAAAA